This is a messenger RNA of Nothobranchius furzeri (turquoise killifish), 2414 nucleotides long. It is a transcript of the gene ttpal, whose product is annotated as tocopherol (alpha) transfer protein-like. Gene Ontology annotation, molecular function: phosphatidylinositol bisphosphate binding. Gene Ontology annotation, cellular component: membrane. The record is from RefSeq and is a predicted model, not a curated record. Lineage: Eukaryota; Metazoa; Chordata; Actinopteri; Cyprinodontiformes; Nothobranchiidae.
AGUAUUUUCCGAGUCUGCUUCUCAGGCUAAUAGUCACUUCCCAGGUCGUAUUCAUUCACCCUACCUGUACCCUUCUGUCGCAUUGGUUCUGUUCGGCCAGGUCGUGUUUAGCAGACGCGGCUCAUUACUUCAACGCUGCCGUGAUGCUUAUGGAACGGUCAUGUUCUUAUCGAGUCUAUCGAGUCUAUCCAUGGCUGAUCAGUACGAGUCCGUCAGCCUCAUUUGUCCACCAGUGGACCAUGGACCAGCUGCAGGACACAGCUGGUUCCCAGGACCCCCUCCACCCAUCUAUUCAUGUACCCUGACUCCAGAACUGGAGGCCAAGGCACGAGAGGAGCUCCAGGAAAAACCAGAGUGGCGUCUUCGAGAUGUCCAAGCACUGAGAGACAUGAUUCUUAAGGAACAUCCCAACCUCAGAACCCGACUGGAUGAUGCCUUCCUUCUGCGUUUCCUGCGGGCCAGGAAGUUCGACUACGACCGAGCCCUGCAGCUGCUGCUUAAUUAUCACGCAGGCCGAAAGGCCUGGCCAGAGGUGUUCCAGGACCUGAAGCCGUCCACGGUGAAACAUGUCCUGGACCUGGGCUUUCUCACCGUCCUCCCACGACCGGACCCAAAUGGCAGAUACGUCCUCUUUCUCCGGCCAGGAAAAUGGAAACCAAACGAUUACCCGUUUGUUGAUAAUGUGAGGGCCAUUUACCUGACUCUGGAGAAGCUGAUCCAGCCUGAGGAAACACAGGUGAAUGGUAUUGUCAUCUUAGCCGACUACACUGGAGUGGGAAUGUCUCAAGCUUCCAAUCCAGGUCCCUUUCUUGCUAAAAAAGUGGUGAGCAUACUCCAGGAUGGUUUUCCGAUCAGAAUCAAAGCUGUUAACAUCGUUAAUGAACCCAGGAUUUUCAAAGGCAUCUUUGCAAUAAUCAAGCCGUUCCUAAAGGAGAAGAUGGCAGAGAGGUAUGUCCUCCACGGCUCAGACCUGCGCUCGCUGCACCGAAGCAUCCCGCCUUCGUUCCUGCCAGAGGAAUAUGGCGGCACCGCCGGCCGGCUGGACUUGGCGGCGUGGACGAGGCUGCUGCUGGACUGUGAGGAGGAGUUCAUAGUGGAGUUCUGCCAGCCUGAUCCACUAGAGGGCGUGGUGCUCCCAGACUCCAUGCUGUUUGAAGAAGGGGCCGGUGGGAAGGACGAGGACACCUUCAGGGGGCUUCGCUCCCAGCUCUACUACUGUUACUGAUGCGCAGAGCUUCUCACUGAGAGGACAUCCAGCUGGUGUGGAGACUUUUCACGGGCCGAGUUGCCAAUAUUGUACAUGAUUUAUUUUACUAAGUAGCACUACUUUAUGCGGAGUGUUUAAUUCACACACAGCCCAGCAUUCGGUCGUGUAGCGAGGCCGCCCCAGACUCUCUGCUGAAUAGACAUGAGCCAGAUCAUGAAUCAACCCCGGUGUUUAAACAGCGAGUCAUUACAGCACAUUUAGCUCAUGAUUCCUAUUAAACUCCUGCUAAUCUUUGUUGUUGUGCUCGGCGGAGGUGAGGUUUCAUCAGUCCUGUCAGAAAAACCAACAGGCAUCUGCACGCAGAAACCUUGUCUGGGGACCCUGUGAUAACACCUGGAAGUUACCAUUAGAGGCUGCUGAUGGAUGGAAAAUCGUGUCCACUGAUUGUUUUACUGGCAGCACACUUUAAAUGCUGCCUCAGAACAAAGCAGCUGAUUCACGGCUGCUUCAGCAGCAAAAGAAAAACUAUUAAUUACACCUAUUAAAAGUCUCAUUUCUGUUUUUAAGAUUUCCAGGUGAUCACAAAUUCAAUUAAUAUUCUGAAUAUUGCGCAUAUUAUUUUAACUAUGGCAGUGUUAAAGCAUCAUGACGAAUACUCAGGCCGUGUGAUUGAAUUGCCCCAAAAUGUUUGUGCAAUCUUCAAAAGCGUCGCCUUAAUGUGUCGUAUGAGUUAUGUUAUGGUGUGCACCAAAGCAAUACUCCUGUGCCUGAUCAUCAGGACAGGUCCGUCAGACAAUAUUGUAGAAAUUAGACAUAAGUGGCUAUUUUGGGUAAGACAAAGAACUCAGAAUUGAGCAUCAUUUCAGCGCCUUUGUUUAUUUUUCUGGCUCAUUAGAUUAUUUCAGGAGUUUUGAUAAUCUGCCUUAUGAUAUUUUUUAAACUUUGACUCUUUGUUUCAUGAUUCAGUCUUAAUUAAGGACCGUUGCAGAUCACAUGACUCUUUAAACCUCUGGUUUGCCAAAUGGAACGCGGGUACAGAAAUGUGCAAUAUUCUUGCAUUUUUCUACUUGCAGCUGUCCAAAGCUAAUCUGAGUAUUUUUGUGAAAUAGUUUGUUUUUAUUUCUGACAUGUCUGUAACAAUAAGCUGUAUCAUGUUGCAGGGUAUUUAUUGUUGGUGUAGCUGGUAAAGUAAAGCCCUAAUACAGGA